This is a messenger RNA of Pieris brassicae (large cabbage white), 1209 nucleotides long. RefSeq names its product terminal uridylyltransferase cid1-like. Lineage: Eukaryota; Metazoa; Arthropoda; Insecta; Lepidoptera; Pieridae. The record is from RefSeq and is a predicted model, not a curated record. Gene Ontology annotation, molecular function: RNA uridylyltransferase activity. The transcript has 3 exons. The coding region runs from base 1 to 951 and encodes 316 amino acids.
AUGGCUGCCUUAGAAAACGCUCAGUUUUGGAACGACGGACGUCGAGGUGAUACGGAUGGCUCUCAGUUGGAGGAAUUUGGAUCAAUUUUAACCGGUCUAGCCCUGAAAAACAGCGACAUAGACUGCUUCGUGAAUAUACCGCUCGAUGUCGGCGAGGAUGCCGUGCAACUCGCAUUACGUACUCAUAGAGCUCUUCUUAAAAAUAAAACAUUUGUUAACGUUAAAGUAUUUACUAAAACAAUGAUCCCUAAAGUCAAUUUUAAGCACAGGGAAACCAAAAUCUUUUGCGAUGUUACUUUCUCUGGUCGAGGCGCAUUGAAAAAUUCACUUUUACUCCAAUAUUUGAUAUCCAGUGAGGAGCGUAUCCUACCUCUGAUGUUUAUAGUUAAAUAUUGGGCUAAAAUCAAUAAAAUCACGGGUAGAUAUCUAAUGUCUAAUUACUGUCUAAUAUUACUGGUAAUAUUCUUUUUACAAACAGAACGUAUAUUACCAACAAUUGAGUUUCUCCAGCUAAAUGUCGAGAUGGAAGAAACCGACAAUUGGAAUACGGAAUUUGCUCGUGUUGUCAAUUUGAAUGAUAAUCCAAAAAGUGUAUACGAGUUAUUAGGCGAGUUUUUUCGUUUCUAUUCGGUUUUGGAUUUUAAAAAUAAUAUUAUUUCAUUAUAUACCGGUGAUUUAAUAAAGAGAAAAAGUUUUGCCAACGUCGAGAAAAUUCCAUCGGUCUACGAGAUUUAUUGGGUAAAUGUUAUGGAACAUAAUCUUCCGGCCCUUGUUUUAGAUACUCCUUUCUGUAUUCAGGACCCUUUCAAUCAUUCGCGAAAUGCGGGUGUUACUGUAAAAUCUCAAACAGCCGGGUGUAUCGUAAAGCUUAUGAAGAAUGCCGCGUCAAUAUAUGAACAUGAAUCUGAAGAUUACUUUCUUCGGAAACUCUUGAAUUCAUAUGGAAAAUAAAUCUAGUGUAACGUGUGUAAUGUAGGGCUCCGACAAGAUACGGGCGACAAAAAAUAAUUGUCACCGGUAACAAAAUCACUGAGUUGAAUUUUUUUUUUUAAUUACAAAAUGGCAGGCAAGUUUAUUCGCAGUUAUCUUUUUCUAAAUUUGUACUAGCUACAAGGCACUUUUAUGUUCAAAUGUUUAGUUUUUUAUGUUAUGUAAUUAGAAAUUAUAAGCUAUAACAUUAUAAAUUGGAAUUAAAAUAUAUUACUUGGA